UCAACCUCCGCCUCUUUCGAUCUCUGUCAACCCAUUCCAAAAUUCCAACGUUCAGGGAGGCGAUUCCGUAGCUCUUCGACUCAAUUGCGGAGAGCCUUUCUCAACCCUGGAGAUUUUGUUCCGCUUCGGCUCAAUCGGGACAAAAGCUUCCCAACCCGCGGCGAGCUAGUGAACCUCAUCGGAAGUCUAGCGCUCAUCUGAACAGCUUGCAUGGCCCGGUCUAGUGGGUGUUUUCGCCGGACGAAGCGUGGAAGGGGUGGCCAUCAAUUGUCGCCUUUGACCCCUCCGGCAGUCUCCCGAGCGUUCAAACGACGGACCCGUCGCCGGAGUUCCGUGGUCCGUCCGAACCAGGCUGCGUCGGGGGUAGCGGCCAGGGUGUCGGCACGAAAUAGGGUGGCGCGGCGAUUGGGGCAGAAAGGCAAUAAUGACCAGCACCCAGUCUACCUAAGUGACGGGGAAAGCGGGGAGGAUGACGUUUUCCAGACCCCGCCGUUGGUGUUGGGUGACGAUGUGGAGAUGGAAGCACCGCGUGUGCAGCGUUCAACUGCAGGCCAGAUUAACACACGGGGGUCGCCGAAGUACCUUGCAGACCUUGUGGCAUCCCUAACCCCGAGGCAAAGGGAGGAUGUUAUAGCAGUUGGCCUUGGUGCGUUGCUAGAGUUUAGGAUUACUGAGGUCCCGUUGCGGUUGGGGCAUUGGCUGGUCACUAAUUUUGACCCGAGUGAGAUGCGGAUUGACUUGGGGAAUGGCCGGUACAUUCCCGUCACUAAGGAGGAUGUCUCCGCCGUGUUUGGCCUACCGCGUGGGCCAAUACCUAUUGCUGAACGGGAUAGCCAGGUGGUUAGCAAAGAGUUGCGGGACUGGCGGGACGCGGUGAAGCAACAUAGGGGGAGGGUUACAGUUAAGGCGUUAUGUGCGCUGAUGCGGGAAUUGAUCGAUGGUGGUUCGUGGUUCAAAAUUCAUUUUAGUGUUGUGGUGAUGACCCUCCUUGUUGCGAGCACACCAAAUGGAUAUGCGAACCAAAAAACUGUUCACGUCUUGAGUAGUGUGGAUACGAUUCAGGACCUCGACUGGUGUGGGUACUUGCUUCGCUCGUUGGUUACUACCCAUCAAAGUUGGACUGAGGCGUCCUCUCGCAUAUUCACUGGCCCACUCCUAUUCCUAGCUCUCUUGUAUUUAGACAGGGUCGUGGUGGGGGUGCGGGAGGUCCCAAGGGCAAUCCCGGUGGUGGGGGGAUGGACCACGGAUUUCAUCAAGGCACGCGUGCAGAAUGAGCUUGACUCUGGGGGUUUUGGAAGGGGUCUGAUUGAUGUUUCUUUGUUUGCAUUCCAGUCCAGUGCAUCGUUGCAUGGUCACGCUGAGAACGUGGGGUUUAAGCAGGAGAUCGCAGUGAUCAGUGCUGAGUUGCGUUCGUUGACCACACGUGUUGGUGACUUGGUUUCUAAGCACCCGGAUGAAGUGCAGGGGGAUUGCAAUUUCCAGAGGGUGGUGGAUUCAAUCAAACAGCUGGGGGAUAUUGUAAAGUUGCCACCCAAGGUAACUGAGCCAGCUCCUCACCAGCCCGCCCCGUCGCCUUGUCGUGGUGAAGGACCGUUAAUCUAUGACGCAGACUUUAUGAGAGAGUUGGACCAGGCUGAGUUGGCUGCAACCGGGGCCGUUGGUGUGUCCGAUGUGGCCCAACAGCCGGCCACCAUUGCACCACCUCCACAGGUGCAGGAACCUAUCACCGCAACUGUUGUAUCGCAUCCUGCGGUAGACCGAACAGUUCCUGAGGCAUCCGGGACUUAUGGUGUGUUCGAUGUGCCAAGUUUUAGCUUGGGGUUGACGCAAGAUUGUGCGACACACAACCAGACGAGCAACACGAGUCAACAGCCGGUCACCACUGCACCACCUCCACAGGCACCUAUCAUCGCGAGUGGUGCAUCGCAUACUGUGGCAGAGCGCACAGUUUCGGGGGCAGCAGCUCAGCACCACGUGCAGGUGCCACUGGUUCAGCAGGACCGGUCGUCGGGGAUUUACGUUAGCACCACGUUAGGCUACCCAUUUCCUCUGCUGCCGCACGUGUAUGUUCUGUGGUUGUGGGUAUUUAGGGGCCCGCAGGGUGGAUGUGAUGAGGUGCUGUUCCAAUAUGGUGAGUGGACUGUAAAGUGGGCACAAUUCCAAACCCUAAAGGAGGGGUCGAAUUUGUCCAGGACUAUUGUUGAUGCCUGGUGCUAUGUCAUGAAUGCCCGGGAGAAGGUGCGCACAACUGGCGAUGUGACUCGGCUGUUUCUACCCACUAGCACAACGAUUGGGACCGUUGAUUCAACGUCAGCCAGUGAAGAUUUGAGGAUCGCUUGGUUUGCAAGGCGCAUGGAGGUGGAGUUGGGGAGGAUGGGCCGUAGGCAGAUCGACGAUGUGGAUUUGUUUGUUUUUCCAAUUUUCAACAAGGGCACCUAUUACAUGAUGGCUAUCAAUUUCAAGCAUCCACGAUUUGACAUCAUUGACAGUUCGUCUGCGAAGAAAACUAACAAAGACAUGUAUGGGAAGGCUCCGGAGGACCUGAUCAUGUGCUUGGGAGCGUACCUGGACUCUAAGCAGCAGGGACUUCGCAGUGCACGCCUCCAAAUGAUGAAACCAAAGAGGUUGCAGAUGUCGUGGAGGGAUACCACGUCAACGUCGGAGUCGGGGGUCUUCACGAUGCGGCACAUGGAGUCAUACGCCGGGCAGGGGUGUGCGAGCUGGGAUUGUGGCCUGGUGCGGGGGGAUGCUAUGCAACUACUGAACUUACGGAAGCGCUACAUGCAUAAUAUCUUGCUCAGUGUGGUAAACACUCAUACAAACAAGAUUGCAGCACGCGUCGCGGGGUUUGAAGGUAAAAGGUUGGCAAAGUUGCGUCGGUGAUCAUACCGGGGGGCUGGCGUAAAUACAUUUUGUCUAGUAGGGUCACCUCCAAUCUGGGUGGGGUUUUCCUUUUUUUGUGUACAGCAGGUAUUUAGUAUUGCAGUCUGGGAUUUUUUGAUUAAAUUCUCGUAGUCGGUGGUAGACAUUGGAUACUUAGCCUAGUAGUACGGUGGGGGUAGUGCAUCAGUGAUAAUUAUUUUUUUGCUAGAAUUUUGUUCGGAAACACGGUGGUUUUGCCAGUAAUAUAUUUCAUAUCUCUAUA
Ipomoea nil (Japanese morning glory) is the source of this 3145-nucleotide messenger RNA. RefSeq lists its product as uncharacterized. The transcript is spliced from 10 exons. Lineage: Eukaryota; Viridiplantae; Streptophyta; Magnoliopsida; Solanales; Convolvulaceae. The record is from RefSeq and is a predicted model, not a curated record. Bases 211 to 2883 code for a protein of 890 amino acids.